GGGGAUUAAAAACAAACGGAGGAACUUGAUUUCCGGACUUCAAGACACGUUUUUACUGACUUCCAUCUGCAGAAGACAUGGCGAAAAUGCGCCUCCUGCUGGUGGCCCUGCUGCAGUUACUCGACAGGUGCCACACUGUUCCACGAUUUUCAAACGGUUUCCUCUACCAUGACAUCUUCAACAACAACGGCAACGGAGAAAUUUCCUACAAUGGAGUGCAGCUUCACGUUGCGUCUGACCAGACGUCAGUGUUCACCUCUCGUGGCGGCAACGUCACCCUGCCCUGUCGUUACUGGUACGAGCCGCCUCUCAGCUCCCCCCGCAGGACGCGCGUCAAGUGGUCCUGGCAGCCCAUCACUGGGGGCCAGGAGUCGGACGUCUUGGUUGCCAUCGGCAACCGGCUGCGAACCUUUGAUCGCUUCCAUAACCGGGUGCACCUUCGGGAGGACAGUGUCGGGGACGUGUCCCUCGAGAUAGUGGGGCUGCAUCUGAAUGACUCGGGACGCUACAGGUGUGAGGUCAUCGAUGGCCUGGAGGAUCAGAGUGUGCCCAUCGACCUGGAGCUGCGAGGUGUGGUGUUCCCCUACCAGCCGCAUCACGGCCGCUACCGCCUGACCUUCUCCAUGGCCCAGCAGGCCUGUGAGGAGCAGGAGGCUGUCAUGGCAACCUUCGAGCAGCUCUACACGGCCUGGGAGGAGGGCCUGGACUGGUGCAACGCCGGCUGGCUGGCUGACGGCACCGUGCAGUACCCUAUCACGCUACCCAGGCUGCCAUGCGGCGGCUGGGGCCUGGCGCCGGGGCUGCGCAGCUACGGGCCGCGGCAUAAACAUGCCCAUCGCUAUGACGCCUUCUGCUUUUCCUCCUCUCUUAAAGGGAAGGUUUACUACCUCCAGCAUCCCCACAAGCUCAACUUCAGUGAGGCCACCCAGGCCUGUGGAGACGACGCAGCUCACAUGGCCAAGGUGGGCCAGCUCUACGCCGCAUGGAAGUUCACUGGCCUGGACCAGUGCGACGCCGGCUGGUUGGCUGACGGGAGCGUGCGCUAUCCAAUCACAAACCCCCGUCCGAACUGCGGCCCCAUGGAGGCUGGGGUGCGUAGCUUUGGGUUCCCGGCCCCUCGCCACAAGCAUGGCGUGUACUGCUACAAGGCAGAGCCCAAGCCAUUUGGAGAGGAGAUAGUGACGGCUUGAGUAAGAGAGCUUUUGAAAGAAGUAUUGAUGGAGCAGUAUACAGUUUUUGUCACUAAAAUUUGAUAAGAGGGAGACAUGCAACAGCCUUUUCCAUGUCGUUAUGGUUUGUAUGUUUUC
Messenger RNA from Engraulis encrasicolus (European anchovy), 1307 nucleotides. Its product is annotated as hyaluronan and proteoglycan link protein 3-like. NCBI's taxonomy places the organism in Eukaryota, Metazoa, Chordata, Actinopteri, Clupeiformes, Engraulidae. The record is from RefSeq and is a predicted model, not a curated record. Gene Ontology annotation, cellular component: perineuronal net; synapse. Gene Ontology annotation, molecular function: hyaluronic acid binding. The transcript has 5 exons. Bases 78 to 1190 code for a protein of 370 amino acids. Gene Ontology annotation, biological process: central nervous system development; positive regulation of neuroblast proliferation; skeletal system development.